Messenger RNA from Nyctereutes procyonoides (raccoon dog), 3856 nucleotides. It is a transcript of the gene SLC7A11, whose product is annotated as solute carrier family 7 member 11. Gene Ontology annotation, cellular component: membrane. Lineage: Eukaryota; Metazoa; Chordata; Mammalia; Carnivora; Canidae. Gene Ontology annotation, molecular function: L-amino acid transmembrane transporter activity. The coding region runs from base 452 to 1963 and encodes 503 amino acids. Gene Ontology annotation, biological process: amino acid transmembrane transport. The record is from RefSeq and is a predicted model, not a curated record. The transcript has 12 exons.
UGCUAAUGUUGAAAAAAAAAAAAAAAAGAGCUGAGUAAUGCUGGAGCCUUCUCAUGUGGCUGAUGCAAACCUGGAGAAUUUGCAUCAUCAUUAAGCUGGAAUAAGUUGGUGUGACAGGCAGGAGCUUAAAUACCAGCCCAUGAGGAAGCGAGCGGUCUGUAAGGCUAGGGCAGCAGCAGCAGCAGCUCAGCAGCAGAGCUAGUGGGAGGUAGGGGAGGAGCGGGAGCACCAUGAGCACACAGGUGUUUCUGAGCAGUAAUUAGAUAGCUGGGAGGGAGCAAAGUACCCCCUUGGAGUCCUUACCUGUGCACCCAGUAGCACUGAGACAGACAACCUGCAAGCAGAGAGGAAGAGCUUUGGGUCAGUCCCCCCAAGAGCCACCAAAGGUGAAAGUUUGGGGGGGCUGUUUAUUUUUUCCCCUCUGUUUCACUCUUCCCUGAGUGUCACUACCAUGGUCAGGAAGCCUGUGGUGUCCACCAUCUCCAGUGGAGGUUACCUGCAGGGGAAUGUUAAUGGGAAGCUGCCAUCCUUGGGUGGCAAGGAGCCCCCCGGGCAGGAGAAAGUGGUGCUGAAGAAGAAGAUCACUUUGCUGAGGGGCAUCUCCAUCAUCAUUGGCACCAUCAUUGGAGCAGGAAUCUUCAUCUCUCCUAAGGGCGUGCUCCAGAACACGGGCAGCGUGGGCAUGUCUCUGGUGAUCUGGACAGUCUGUGGGGUCCUGUCCCUGUUUGGAGCCUUGUCUUAUGCUGAAUUGGGAACAACUAUAAAGAAAUCUGGUGGUCAUUAUACAUAUAUUCUGGAAGUGUUUGGCCCAUUGCCAGCUUUUGUACGAGUCUGGGUGGAACUGCUCAUAAUACGCCCUGCAGCCACUGCUGUGAUUUCUCUGGCAUUUGGACGCUAUAUUCUGGAACCAUUUUUUAUUCAAUGUGAAAUUCCUGAACUUGCAAUCAAGCUCAUUACAGCUGUGGGCAUAACUGUAGUGAUGGUCCUCAACAGCAUGAGUGUCAGCUGGAGCGCCCGGAUCCAGAUUUUCCUAACCUUUUGCAAGCUCACAGCAAUUCUGAUAAUUAUAGUGCCUGGAGUUAUGCAGCUAAUUAAAGGGCAAACACAACACUUUAAAGAUGCUUUCUCAGGAAGAGGUGCGAAUAUUAUGGGGUUGCCACUAGCUUUUUAUUAUGGAAUGUAUGCAUACGCUGGCUGGUUCUAUCUCAACUUUGUUACUGAAGAAGUGGAGAAUCCUGAAAAAACCAUCCCCCUUGCAAUAUGUAUAUCCAUGGCCAUCGUCACCAUUGGCUACGUGCUAACAAAUGUGGCCUACUUUACGACCAUUAGUGCCGAGGAACUGUUGCUUUCAAAUGCAGUGGCGGUGACCUUUUCUGAGCGGCUCCUGGGAAAUUUCUCAUUAGCAGUCCCGAUCUUUGUUGCCCUCUCCUGCUUUGGCUCCAUGAAUGGUGGUGUGUUUGCUGUCUCCAGGUUAUUCUAUGUUGCGUCUCGAGAGGGUCAACUUCCAGAAAUCCUCUCCAUGAUUCAUGUCCGCAAGCACACUCCUCUGCCAGCUGUUAUUGUUUUGCACCCUUUGACGAUGAUAAUGCUCUUCUCUGGGGACCUCUACAGUCUUUUGAAUUUCCUCAGUUUUGCCAGGUGGCUUUUUAUUGGGCUGGCAGUUGCUGGGCUGAUUUAUCUUCGAUACAAACGCCCAGAUAUGCAUCGUCCUUUCAAGGUGCCGCUGUUCAUCCCAGCCUUGUUUUCCUUCACGUGUCUCUUCAUGGUUGCCCUUUCCCUGUAUUCGGACCCAUUUAGUACAGGGAUUGGCUUCAUCAUUACUCUGACGGGGGUCCCUGCAUACUAUCUCUUUAUUAUCUGGGACAAGAAACCCAAGUGGUUUAGAAGACUGUCAGACAAAAUAACCAGAACAUUACAAAUAAUACUGGAAGUUGUACCAGAAGAAGAUUGUGAUAAAUUAUGAAUUAAUGCAUUUGAAAUCUUGGUGAUCUAUGCAUGGCCUUGUUUCUGUCCAAAAGGCUAAAACAAAAUGUGGAUCUUCAUUUCAUGAAAAUCUAGAGGAUUGCAACUUUGGUGAUGGACUAAAGGAAUCUGUUAUUGCUAUUCAUAUCUUUUAGUGUAUUCAAGCUGGUUUCUAAGAACUUUAGUUCUAACUCCAUGUAGUUACUGAAAGCUGAUAUGCAAGCAUUCCAUGGGUUCACAUGAUUUUGGAAUCCCUGAUACCUACAUGAAGUUGGAAGAAAAUGACUACAGAAUGAACUAUUACUUUAGUGGCCUUUAUAACACAUUUUAUCAUGAACACUGAGAUGUUUUCUGUAUAUAUGGCUUUUAUAGAAACAAUUUUUAUAUGCUGUAGAUGACUAUACUGUGAAAAGUGUUUUCUACUCUUCGGUGGGGGGGAAGCAUACGUCACCAUUAUAGACUGAGGAGGGAAAGAAAUUUAUUUUAUGUUGUCAUUGCAUUGCUUCCCCUUAGAUACCAACUUAGAUGUCACUCAUCUUUUAAUGCAUAUAGCUAGAGCAUUUUGAACAAAAGACAGAAGGGAUAGGCCUAAUUUUAAGAAAUAUAUUAAAGAAGAGCUUCUAGAGGCUAUUGUUUAUGAGAAAAAUCCAGGAAUUAUGUCUAAAAAUUCUUGAUAAUUCAUUACAUUAAGAUUUUUUUCACUCAUUAUCAUUUCACUCCAAGGUUAUGGGCCACUUUGUUUUCAUGGCAGCCCAUUUGACUAGGAAAGGAUGUAUCAUCUUUCUAAGAGCAAAACAAUACUUCAGUUUGGUAUUAAGCCUUUUAAGUACAAUUACAGAUAAUUUACCUCCUUGAUAAUAUAUCUAAAUAUAUGCAUUUUUAAAUCUUCAAAUUGCAAUGUUCAUAUAAGACAGAAGUCAACAAGAGAGAAAAUACGCAAAAUAUUAUGCCCGAUCCUAUAAUCAUAUCUAUAUGCAGUGUUAGUAAUCAGGAAUAAUUUUUUAAUAUCAUAAGUUAUUUUUACGUCAUGACAAAUUUUGAUAGUUUGUAUGUUUUCUUUAUAUAUUUUAUAUUCUGUUAAAGUAUCCCUUCAAAUGAAACUGUCCAGAUUAAUUAGGAAAAGGCAUAUAUUUACAGAAAAAAAUUGAGGAAGAAAUGUCACUGCUAAAUAAGAUUUACAACGAGUAUUUCUAAAAAUUUUCCACUUCUUUAUCUCAGCUUUGUCAGUAGUUUCCUUACCUUAAUUAUCAUUCAACUUGAGAAAGAGAUAACUGAUAACAAAUUCAUCAAAAGGAGAAACUGUAUGUAUAUGUAUUCAGACAGAUGUUUUUAUGGUAGGUUUAGAAAAUAUUGUGGAAUUUUGAAUGUAAUAUAAUGAUGGAAUGUGUAAACUGUUAUUUACAUACCUCCAAGAUUAAAUAGACUGUUUCAUCCCCUGAUUUUAAAAGUAACAAGUUUUUAAGGAAUUUUACUUAUUAAAAUCAUUAAGAGCUGAUAGUCCAUAGACAACUGACCAAAACAGAAAUGAUGAUUUAUAAUUUGAGGCAAUUCCAAUUCACUAAUUUCAGUUUUUUUUUAAUUUCAGUUUUUGAUCUUGAUAAUAUUUAAUACGCAUCCAAGAUUGACAUUUUUUUCAGUCAAACCUAGUAUUUGGGUCUCUAAGUGAAUUCAUAAAAAUUCUUUCCUUUUUCUCUUACCAUACGGUUUUCAAAUUUGAUCUGUAGACUCUGCUUCUUCUAUCCAUUUGUCUACAUCUCUUGCCACUCUAUUGUUGCUGAGGUAAAAAUAGAUUGUCCUUAUGUUGUUUUUUUUUUCUACAGUCUAAGCCCAUGUAAUAUAAACCAGCUAACUCUUCUUGAGGUUUUUCGUGGGUUUUGUUUUUGUUUCGUUUUUU